This is a messenger RNA of Saccostrea cuccullata (small rock oyster), 1664 nucleotides long. RefSeq lists its product as uncharacterized. The record is from RefSeq and is a predicted model, not a curated record. Lineage: Eukaryota; Metazoa; Mollusca; Bivalvia; Ostreida; Ostreidae. Gene Ontology annotation, biological process: DNA catabolic process. Gene Ontology annotation, cellular component: cytoplasm. The coding region runs from base 21 to 1664 and encodes 547 amino acids. The transcript is spliced from 7 exons. Gene Ontology annotation, molecular function: 3'-5'-DNA exonuclease activity; nucleic acid binding.
AUAAUAAAAACCUUAAAGUAAUGGAGCGCAGAGCUGGUGAGAUGAUUGAGAAAUUUGCAGAUGAAAAUAUGAGGAAUGAAAGUCAGAAAGCAUUCAGAGAGGAAAUGAGAGAAGUUGCAGCACAGGAGAUGAGUUCAAAUGCAGAUUCCUAUGAUAAAGAACUUGGUGUCGCAAUAAUUGAAGAUGAAUUUGAAGGAGAUCCAUCACUCAUUGAAAAAUGCAAUUUUGGAGCAUUUGAUUUACUGGCGGAGAGUAAUAGUUCAUCCCCUCAACUUCCUGCCAAACCAAUGCCAGUAGUGAAAAAAGUUGAUGUUGACAGAACUGUAUCCACGAAAACAAAAAAGAAAAUUAUAUUCCCUUCAAAGACUCGAUCAGGAAUGACAGUAGCAGCUGAUCAUGCUUGGCAAAAGAGAAGUUAUGACAGCUUAACAGGACAUACUUACCUGAUAAGUAAAAGGAACAAAGUAUUAAAGACAGUUAUCAAGCAUCGAUCAUGUGCAACAUGCAAAUGGUGGAAAAGAAAUAGGCCAGGUCAGAGAAUGAGGUCUCACAGAUGUGUUUGGAACCACCGAGGCAGUGCUAAGAUGAUGGAGAGUGAGGCUGGACUGCUUGCACUGAAAGAAAUGACCAGUCAAGGUACACCAGUUGAGAUUAUUGAAGGUGAUGGGGAUAACACUCUUAUCGCCCGUCUAAAGAGUCAGUGUGAAAUAGGACUUUCUGUAAAUGAUGAAGAUAUAGAAAGUAUCCCUGAGCCUGUACCAAAACCCAGCUUUUGCUCUUCCACAAAAUUGAAGCACUGCCCUUCACCAAAUGUUGUCAUUUUAGAUCUGGAAACCACUGGCCUGAUUCAGCAUGGCAUUAUGCCCCACAUCACCCAGAUUGCUGCUGUAAAUAGGAAUACAAAGGAGCAGUUCUCCAGAUAUGUGGCUCCAGACCUGCCCAUUACACCAAUGGCGGAAAAGGUCACUAACAUAACCUGGAGUGGUGGAGUUCUAUGUUACCAUGGUGAGCCAGUUGAUUUUGUGAGAAUAAAGUCGGCACUGGAGGAUUUCUUGGAGUGGUUAGAGAAAUUCCCCAGCAUACUAAUGGUGGCACACAAUGGCCGAACAUUUGAUUUUCGAGUAUUAUGCAAAGCAUUUCAUAGAUGUGGUUUACAAGAGAGAUUUUGCUCUAAAGUUGCAGCAUGUUGUGACUCACUUACUCUUUUCAGACAAAAGUACCCAAAACUUGAUAAGUAUAAGCAAGAGUUUCUGGCACAGUAUUUUUGUGGUCAUGCUUACAAUGCCCAUAAUGCUCUUGAUGAUGUUGCAAUGCUAGAUGAAAUUAUUGAAGCUGGACUUGUCUCUGUUUCAGACUUUAUAAAACAUUCGUAUGAUACAGAAUGCCAAUUUAUUCAAGAAGAAUUUAAUUUCUGUAAAUCAAAAAAUGUUGCUUCGCUUCGUCCUCUUAUUGGUGAAAAAAUAAUGAAGUCAUGCACGGUAGAAAAUAUUGCUGGAUCUGGACUGAAUCUGGGACACUUGAGACUGAUAUUCAAGAGAAGUGGUGAAGAUGGACUGGUUAAUGUGUUUUCCAUGAAAAAUAGCUUAGGGAAACCAAGAGUCACAUCAGAUAAAAAAGUGUUAGGAGAAUGUAUUCCAAAACUAUGUGCAUAUUUUAGCAAAUGA